Messenger RNA from Micropterus dolomieu (smallmouth bass), 6205 nucleotides. Its product is annotated as transcription regulator protein BACH2-like. NCBI's taxonomy places the organism in Eukaryota, Metazoa, Chordata, Actinopteri, Centrarchiformes, Centrarchidae. Gene Ontology annotation, biological process: regulation of transcription by RNA polymerase II. Gene Ontology annotation, molecular function: RNA polymerase II cis-regulatory region sequence-specific DNA binding; DNA-binding transcription factor activity, RNA polymerase II-specific; protein binding. The transcript is spliced from 5 exons. The record is from RefSeq and is a predicted model, not a curated record. Bases 146 to 2476 code for a protein of 776 amino acids.
GGCAAAGUGACGUCAGCUCAGCCUCCCAGCUGAAAGGAGGGAAUGAAAGUGUAAGGAAACACACUGACCAUGGAGAAGCGCCGUGGGGAGGGAAAGUCCUCCACUGCUACAUCUGUAACCGUCAAACAGGGUGCUAGAGGGAGUGAUGUCGGCAGGUGAGGAGCGGGAUGGUGAGGCGCCAGCGCCCAUGUACGUGUAUGAAUCCAAGGUCCACUGUGCCAAUGUGCUGUUGAGCUUGGAGGAGCAGCGGCGUCAGGGCAUCCUGUGCGACGUGACCGUGCUGGUGGAGGGUAGGGAGGUGCGCGCACACAGGGCCAUUCUCGCUGCAAGUAGCCGCUACUUCCUGCAGGCUCUGCUGGGGCACAACAGGUCACCGGGCGAAGUGGAGCCCAUCAUUAACCUGCCAAACAAGGUGACAGCUAAGGGUUUUGCUCCACUGCUCCAGUUUGCCUACACAGCCAAGCUGGUUUUAAGUCAGGAAAACAUCCAUGAGGUCAUCCUGUGUGCUGACUUCCUGGGUGUUCACAAUUUGGAAGACUCUUGCUUUAGAUUUCUUCAAGCUCAGCUACAGAAUGACAGCCAAAAUGCCAGUAAUGGCAAGGAAUAUGAUGAUGACAUCACAGCCGAGGAUACAGUCUUUUCUGAGGAAAUAUCCUCGGAUGAUUCAGCAGAGACCAGGCAGCAAAGCACUGUAUCACUUAACGCUGACCUUUCUCAAUGUCCUAGAUACAGGAAACAUCAGUACCAGAUCUUUGACAACAAGCACAAUGGAGAAAACCAUCAUGGCAGUGAUGAUGUCAUUUUGGCCAACCAUACAGUCAGUCCAAUGAGCUCACAGCUUGCAGACAGUAGUACUGCUCCACAAACUCUUCUUAUACCCUCCAGGAUCAAACAGGAACCAUUAAUUUUUGAGGAAGAAGAUGAAAGAAGUGGUUGCAACCCAGAAUUGUGUACUGAGGAAGUACUGGAGAUGGAGCUAGAGUUAGAAGGGGUUCCAGUAGCAACUGAGCACUCUCCGAGCCAAGGUUCACCCUCUUCCUGCCUGCGCUCCUACCUUCAGAGAGGUGGCCUAGAUCUCAGUAGCGUGCCCAGCACCACCAUCCAGCAGCUACUCACCAACAGACUGUCCCUGAACCACUACAGGGAACUGAUCAAAGACAGGCAGAGUUAUAAGAGGGAACCUCUGGGUCAAGUGAACCCCAAGACCGGCAUUGCAGAUGUAAUACCAGCAGCCCUGACUGGCAUUGGCAAGAACAUGGAAAGACCAGUGUCCAAAGCCUCCUCCUCUAAACAUGAGGGGGAGUUAGACAGACGCAGUGUCAUUUUCUCUUCAGCAGCUGGCGAGCAACAAAUGUUUGCCCAUUCUUACGUGGAUGAGAAGGUCAGAGAUAAAGUUUCAACCCUGAUGCAGGGAGAAGCUCCUUUUUCUGGUCAGUCAUACCUCACCACCAGCUGCCCUGUUCCCAUCAAGGCAUCAGCACACUCCCCUCCUCCUUCUGAGCCCCCAACCCAGACUUCUAGCUCCCGUUCCUCAUUCUCUUACCCAGAGGACACAGGCAGUGGUAGCUCACCUUCCAGCUUUCCCCAGUUUGACUUAUCCUCAUCCCCGCACUCAGGUUCCACCUCUGGACUGUCUCACUGCCUGGCUGGGGUUGUGGAGCAGAGGAAUCCCCACAGUGGAGACGUAGUCUUCUCUCAGGGUUGCACCAAGAUCAAAAGUGAAAGGGCAUUUGGUGCCAGUGGUGGCAACUCCAGCGACGAAUCAGGCUCUUUCUCAGAGGGAGAUAGUGAAAGUGGCAUCUCCAGAGUCUCUGGCCCUGAGGUUAGUAUGGUAAAGCUGCCCUUCCCUGUGGACCACAUCACCAACCUGCCACGCAAUGACUUCCAGAUCCUUAUCAAGAUGCACAAGCUGACCUCAGAGCAGCUUGAGUUCAUCCACGACAUCCGCCGUCGCAGCAAAAACCGUAUCGCCGCCCAGCGCUGUCGCAAGAGGAAGCUGGAUUGCAUCCAGAACCUGGAAAGUGAGAUCCGCAAACUGGUGUGUGAGAAGGAGAAGCUGCUGAGUGAGCGCAACCAGCUGAAGGUUUGUAUGUCUGAGCUGUGGCAGAACCUCUCCUUCCUGUCCCAGCAAGUGUGUAUGGAGGUGCAGGGCAACCAGCCUCCGAUCUCUGCCAGCAUUGACCUCACAUCCAACCCACCAUCGCCUUCUUCUGAGGAGGGCUCGUUCCAGCCAAGGUCGCCUGUGUCACAACAAAGCGACGUUGCAUGUCUGUCUGAUGUGGGUCCCAGUCAGGGGGGGCUGGAGGACAGGCAGCCUGGCCUGGAGGUGUCAGGUCUGGCGAAGAAGAAUCCAGAUCGUCCACUGGUGCUUAGAUCCACUGAGAAAGUAUGUAGCCCCACUGUAACAGUGGAUUUCUGCCAGGAAAUGACUGAGAAAUGCACAACUGAGGAACAGAAGAGACAGGACUGUACUUAGAGUCUGGUGGUUUGGUCUAUGACACACUCAUACAUGUCUAAACCUUGAUAUUCGAAGUAUUUAUAUUUCUUUUUUGUAAUGAUGACACAAGCGUUGUCUUAUCAGCAAUACAACAAAAAGCACUGGCAGCUUUCUCUCUCUUUCUCGCUUCUUCUUUCUGCCAAAUCCUGACCUUUUCUUCCUGUCAGCUUCCAGCCCUCUCUCGUGCAUCAUGGGAGGUUAUACUCAGGAAUUCCUCAGAAUGUUCAGAAAUGUCCCUGUUAACAUGUACAUGCGCUUUACUUUAAAGUCCUGUCAAAUCUUGAUAAUUACUUUGGUACAUACGAUUUGUAGUACAUAAUUCAUAUUUGACCUCUAAGUCAUGUUUUAAUUUUCAGCAUACACUAUGUAUCUUGUUUGUUUUACCCAUACGUGAGUAGAAAUGUAACAAUUUGUGAUUCACCUUUAAGUACAUUCCUCAGCUAAGGACAAAGUGUCACACAUUUUAACUAGCUUAAAUGAGCUACUUUUGUAGUGUUUUAUGCUUGUAGUGGUUUGUUACCAAGUCAAACCAGAUCCGAACUGUUUAAGUUAGAUAUGUUGAUUGUAUUAGUGUUAAUAUUGGAUUUUAUUUACAGUAGAUGUAAAUUCCAGCUAUGGUGGUUUUGCAGCCACUUCGACUCCUGUGUGAAGAUGACACUACUGUAGUGCUUUUCACCAAGAGGGAAACGUUGUAGCCGACAGAAUUUCCCAAUAUCUCUGACAAUAAAUUACAACUAAGAGGCUUUGGUCUGCAGCUUAUAAUUAUAGUCCGAACCGUAUGAUGUGAACAUGGCACAAUACUUCAGAAGGCUGUCACUGCACUGCUGUAACUCUAACUAAAAUCACAAAUUGUAGUUUUUGCAUUUCUGUUAAUGUACAGCUUUAGCGAUGUUGGUAGUUUUUCUUUUACUUUUGGUGUGAGAGUCAGGCUUAUUCCACUCUUUAUGCCAAGCGAGGCUAACCAUGUCCUGACUCCAGCUCCGUGUUAACAAACAGACAGAUGUCCUUUAAGUUAUUCAAUAUAUGGUACAACUUGAAACAGCUUAGAUUUUGUCAUGUGGCUUAACAUUUUUAAUGAUCCAGUAAUGGCUGAGUGACACAGGACUUUAAAGUAAAAUGUUACCAAAGGUGUGUAUUUGUAUAAUUUUACAUUAGGUGAAAUGGUCAAAUGAACUCCUUAUGCAAAGUUGCUUUAGUCAAACUUCACUUUUACUUUUUAUUGUACUCAGAUGGACAUUUCUACAUGUUUCUCUUCUCCCUUUUUUCAUAUCUGCGCUAAGAGACAGGACUACAUUACAAAGUUGAAGCACUGCCCAGCACCUCCAGGAAGUGACAUUUGGCACUGAAUAUGAGCAAACGCAUUGUGACGUUGGCAUUUACAGUAAAACAUGUCCCAUGCCGAUCACUGGGUGUCCAAAUAGAUUAAAGGACCAUACCAAUGUUUAUACCAUAUUUCUACUGACCAUUUUCUCAUGUCUCAGUUCAUUUCAUUAAUUUCUGCUCAGUGUGAAAAUUAUAGUCAAGCAUUCAGUUCAACAAAUAUAAAGACUUAAGUUUUCAACACAUUGAUUUACAUGAUUACAUUUGAAUUCCUCUGAAAAUCCAACUAUGUUACUAUUAUAUCAUUUGCUAGUUCUUUCUAAAAAUGCAAAUAAAUGAGUGGGGAUUUACUGUGCACUUAAAUGAAUUAAUAUUAUUAAAUUAAAUUAUUAUAGAAGGUUGACUUGAAAAGUCUAUCAAAAAAUAUUAUCAAAAAUACAAACAGUAAUGUUCAGUGUGAUGGAUUUAUCAUUUCAAGCAAUUCUCCCAGUUGAUUUAUGUAGUAUAUAUUACUAUAGAGUCAAAUAAAUGGAAACCAGAAGCUACCUGAAAGGUAGAAAAUAAUCUAUAACUUUUCUUAUCAGUUUUCUUUGGAAAAUGGAUGGUAGUAAUGUGACGUAUGCAUGGUCCAUGUUAAAUGGGCCAGAACACACUGGUGUGGUCAUUUAAACAACAGCUUAAACAAAGUGCUCUUUUGGACCCAUUUAUUUAUUGUCUUAUAAGUAGUAAGAAUUGUGUUUAUACUUAUAGUAAUCAUGUAUUUUGCUGCACUGUUCUAGUAUUGUACAUACCUUCUAAAAUGAUUUGGUACAGUAUGUUGGUGUUAGGCACCUACAUUUUCAAAUUCACAUAUCAUAUGUGAAUUUGUUCAAAUACUGAGCAAAAUGAUCAAUUUCUACUUACAAAUGAGUAUCCCUGAUGGUGCAUGGUAUGAAGUUCAAAGCUCCAAACAAACACACUGGCACGUUAUUGAUUUAGGGAGAUGCCAAAUUCAUCUGCUGUUGAAAAGUCAAUGGUGAGGCACGUGGCAGGGUGAGUGCUGCUGCCAUCUGCUUUGUUGCUGCCCAGCACUCUGCUGCUGCGCUGUCAGCUUCAUGGUGGAGCAUGUCCAUGGCAUCUGAAUACCGGAUGUGUUUGGGCGUCUUUUGUCCCGGGUCAGGGUGAAGUCACUUUUAGCACAGGAACAUCAGACUAGAAUUUGAAACUGCAAUUGCAAACAUUUCGUUGCACUUCAAAUAAAUGGCUGAGUUGGUAAAUGUAAAACUACUAGCUUUGAAAAGAAGCGGGCUAUUUGAGUUAUAAAAUUAAAACAAUGACAGCUUGACCAUACUAGCUUUGACAGACUAGAAUGAACUAAAGUUAAAAAAUAAAAACAAACCUGCUCAGAAGGGAAAGCAGCCCAUGACAUCACCACAGGACACUGUUAGCCAAUCGUAAUCUCAUUCGAAUGUACUAUAUGCUCAGAGUACACUGAAGGACACUGCUCAGCUGGUAUUCAUAUACUUUAAUUCCUUAAUGUGAACUUGUUAAUUUAUUUAUUUGGACUUGGUGGUGGUGGUUGGGGUCGGGUGUUGAGGAAAUUGCAUAGAUGUAAAAUGUAGGUAGCUACUCUUUCUUAGAAUUGAUUUGUUAAUGGUUGUAUUUUUUUAUUGUUGACAAUUUUUCUGAAAAAUAAGUCCUCAUUCACAAGUCACACAUGUAAGUUGUAAAAUUUUAACAUAAAGGGGUGUAUGUUUACAAUGUUGUGAACGACCUUUUCUUUUUGUUUUGUGAAGAUAUAAUUGACCUGAGAAUUAAUUUAAAAGAAAAGCUGAUAAAGCUCUUUUUUAUUUACAUAAGUUAAAAGGGUUGAUUAUUUUGUGAGAAAAAUAAGUAUCUGACAAAUGCAGCUACAUUUUCUUGCCUUAGAGGUUACAGAGGCCAAACUAUCCAAUAAGGGAACAAAGGGUUUUAUUCAGUGGAAACUACACUGCAGCUUUGACAAACUGCUUUGCAAAAGUGUCAUAAAAUGUGGAUGUUGCCCCCUUCUGACCCUGCUGUAUUUGUCUGAGAUGAAGCCUCGAAAGAGAAAGACAAACACUAUAACUUUAUUAAGACUUUUUUUCAUUAUUCAUAAAGGUCCCUUUUGUGACUAAAAGUCCAUUCAAGAACCCCCCCCCCCAAAAAAAAAAAAUAAUAUGGAGACCUAAAGUAUUCAGUAUUAAAUGAAAAAACGUAUGAAUAAAUACAGACAAAAUAUGUAAUAUAACCAUGAAAGUGUGAAAUACUUACACAGUUUGAAAACACUACUUGAAAUAAAAACAUACAGCUGGAAUAAAAUACAUAUGUAAAACAUUUAACACUAAUCAGCAUUUUUAAAUAUUUUGGGAUUAUUUUACAAUUUCAUGG